Miscanthus lutarioriparius is the source of this 1941-nucleotide messenger RNA. NCBI's taxonomy places the organism in Eukaryota, Viridiplantae, Streptophyta, Magnoliopsida, Poales, Poaceae. The record is from the annotation of a GenBank genome assembly.
AUGGCGGUGAUCACCGGGCGGCCGCCGAAGCGCGUGCGGGUAACGGCGGGGCCGCGCGCGCUGGACCUGCGGGCGUUCCCGGCCGCCGGUGAGGCGCCGGCGCGCGGGGCGUUCCGCGACUGCGUGCGGGCGUUCCUGGCGCGGUCCGCGGUGCCGGCCGACGGCGCGUGGCGGGUGGCCUUCCGCGUCGGGGACGGGGGCGGAGAGGGAGCGGUCGUGGCCAUGGAGGUGGUGGAGGAGGAUGUCGCCAGGGCUGGGGACGGGCGGAUCUACUGCGAGCACUGCACCGUCGCCGGCUGGAGCAGACACCCUGUUUGUGGGAGGAGGUACCACUUCAUAAUUCGGAAUGAAUACGACGUGCAUGAGUACAAAACCUGCAAGCAUUGUGGGCAUAUGGCCCAAUUGUUUGAAACGCGGUGCCCGUCAUGCAAAAAUGGGAUCUCUUAUGAUGAUCCGGAAGAUUGGGACUAUAGGCAGUUGGAUAAUCCACGUCACUUGCUGCAUGGCAUUGUACAUGACAAUGGGUUUGGUCACCUUGUCCGGAUAAAUGGCAGAGAGGGUGGUUCUAGUCUUGUGACUGGGAUUCAACUGAUGGGUUUCUGGGAUUGGCUCUGCAAAUACCUCAGAGUCAGAAAGGUCUUGUUGAUGGAUGUCUCUAAGAAGUAUGGAACUGAUUACCGGAUCUUACAUGCCAUCACCACUGGUUAUUCUUGGUAUGGCCAAUGGGGAUUCAAACUCAGCAAAGGGAGCUUUGGAAUCACAUCAGAAGAAUACUUAAAAGCUAUAGACAACCUUUCCUCGACUCCAUUAUCACACUUCUUCCCCCACUCCCGAUAUCCUCGAAACCAGCUACAAGAUACCAUUUCAUUCUACCAAUCUCUUUCAAAGCACCCUCUCACCACAAUUCGUGAACUGUUCCUCUAUGUGCUGGGCCUUGCCACCAGCAAGAGUAUAAAUAUGCACUAUGGAUCAAUGCAUAAGGAGCAUUCACAUACCCAUGUGCAAGAGACAUGGCCUGAUGAGGAAAUAAAACAUGCAACAGAAAUUGCUAUAAAAGUUCUUCGUGCUGUCGAAAAAACAAAGUGGGUGGCCAUGCGAACCCUAAAGGCAGCCAUGUACCAUCCAAUUGGUUCACCACAGCUAGUUGACUACUGCCUCAAGACCCUUGGUACCAGAACAACUGAUGGAAUGACAGUUGCAGUCCGAUGCAACAGUGAGACAAACACCCUAGAGUACAGGCUUAUGGAUGAGCCCACUUUCCAGCCCAAUGUAUGCAUGCCAACUCAAGACCAUCUUCGCCGUGACAUAAAGUUCUUGCAUGAUGCUCUCCUCUAUCCACAUACAAUGCAUCCAUACAAACCGGAAAACUGUUAUGAGCAUGCCAAAAGGUCUGCCAUGAUCCUUUUGGACUGCAAGCAAUUCACGAAGCAUUAUGACCUGGAACAGGAGUUCUUGCCUCAAAACCCAUCCAUGUUGCACAUGUGGUGCCAAGUAGAGCUGUUAGACCAGGUUGGCGAUCCACCUUGCAUCCCACCAGAGCUCCUAACUCUUCCACAGACAGCAACUGUGGCUGAUCUGAAGGUGGAGGUAACCAGAACAUUCCGUGACAUCUAUCUGAUGUUACAGUCUUUUGUAGCCAAUCAGCUUGUUGACUGUGGAACUGCAAGUGAGUCAACUCAGCUCAAACUCUUGUUUGGAGCAAAUGGAACUGUUCGCGUCCAAGGCAGGUGUGCUGGUGGUGAACGCAGGGCUGGAAUUUACCGGAUGGAAAGAGGUGUGGAUAAAUGGACGGUCAACUGCUCUUGUGGAGCCAAGGAUGAUGAUGGUGAGAGGAUGCUGUCUUGUGACUCUUGCCAUGUGUGGCAGCACACUAGGUGUGCUGGGAUUAGUGAUUUUGAUCAGACCAUCCCUGCUUUCUUUAUCAAACCAAAUGCAGAGUAA